AUGCUAGAUAAUACCCUACUACAAGAUUUAUCUCUGCGUUAUCAUAUUCCAAUAGACCAAUUGAAUUUGUUAAAUGAAACUUCUAUUGAUCAAUUGCUAAACUAUAAUGAAAAUAGUGACACAGAAUCGUUCAAAGAUAAGUUUAAAAUUGAUAACUUGAAUUUACAAAUUCAACAUAUCAACAACGAUAAUUUAAAACUGUCUAAUCAAUUGAAGAAUAUCAUUGAAAAAUUUAACUUGAGUAAAAUUGAUCAAAAUAAAACAAUUGAAAAUUUGAAAUUGAAAUUAUUUAAGUUAGAAAAUGAAAACAAAACUUUGAAUUCAACUAAUUUAAAUCUAACAGAUAAAAAUGAUACUUUAAAUAAUAAUUUGAAUUUGAAAUUAAUUGAAUUGAAAAAUUUAAAUGAUAAUAUAACAGAACUGGAACUUAAAAGAAAUAACGAUAUCCAACUAAAGGACAAGUUAAUUCAACAAUUGAACUCAAAAAUUGAAAACUUAUUGAAAUUAGGCAAAUCCCCAAAGUUUAAAAAUGAAGUAGAAAUAAUAAAUGAUUCUAAAACUAUCAACGAUGAUAUUGAAAAUAGUAAGGCAACAAUACCACCAUCACCAGCAAAAGCAUUAUCAAAACAGAAUAAUGGCCUCAAAAGUGAUAUACAAAACUAUUUAAAUGAACUAGAACAACAACUACCAUUAAUUGAAAAUUUCAAAGCUGAAAUCGAAAAUUUACAAGAUAAUUUAAAUAAAAAAAACUUGAUUAUUGAAUCUUUACAAAAUGAUAAAAAGGAAAAUUUAAAAUUAAUGGAUUCUAUGAAAAAAACUAUCAAUGAAAAAUCAUCGAGUAUUGAAGCAUUGGACAUUCAAAGAACAGAUUUAGCACAUCAGUUGCAAUACUUACUAAUCCAUUCCUCAAUACAAAAUGAUAAUAAUGGUCCUUUAUCAAAAUCAGAAAUUUUAUUCAUGCAAAACCUAAUAAAUAAGGACAAACAGAGAUUAUCUUCUGACGUUCAAAGCGUUAUUUCAGAUAGAUUGAUUAAGUUUAAGGACAUUGUUUCGUUACAAGAGAAAAACAUGGAAUUAACCAAAUCUAUUAGAAACUUAGCAUUUUCACUGGAAUCAAAAGAAUCAGAAAUUAAAAACUCAAGAGAAAACUAUGAUAAUGACACCAUUAAUGAAGCAAAGGAAACUAUACUAUCAUUACAGGAAUAUAAUAAUGUAUUAAAAUUGGAAAUUGGGACUUUACAAUCAAAAAUCAGCGAAUUGCAAUCAUCAAUUCCAAAUAGUAAGGAAUCAGAAAAACAACAUUUUAAUUAUCAUAGCAACCUUGUUAAAGAUUUGGAAUCAAAAUUAUCAAAACUUUCAGCAUAUUCACAAUCAACCAUUGAAAAUUUAAAUAAAGAUAUUCAAAAUCUAUAUAAUGAACGGACUGAUAUUUUGAUAAAUUUGGAAAAAGAAAAAUCAUCUACAAUUUUAGCAAAUGAAAAAUUAACCCUAUUACAAAAUUCUUAUGAUCUUUUAACUUUAGAAAAUGAAGAGCUAUCUUCCAAAAAUUCAAUGCUAGAACAACAAUUAAAUGAAGAAGAAAAAAACUUAAACUCGGUAUUAAACGAUUAUAUCAAAUGUAAAACAAACUUACUGGAUUUCACUAACCGAUUAACAUUACUAAACAAUAAUAAAUUGGGCUUAGAAGAAGAAAAUAAUUCUUUGAAGCAAGAAAUAAAAUCAAAUUAUGAACAGAUCAAAGAUUUGGAUUCAAAAUCAAAACAUCUGGAACAAUCUUUGGAAAAUGAAAUAUCUAAAUAUACCGAUAAAGUUAAAGAAUUGGAAUUGAAUAUUUCGAAAUUGAACGAACAAAAACUAAUACUUGAAAGAAAAUUACAAAAUAAGAAUAUUGAAAUCGAUGACCUAAACAGUAGUAAUUAUGACCAAAUUAGCUGGUACCAAAAAAAAUUAGAUCAAUAUGAAAAAACUAUUAAAACAUUGGAAUCAAGGUUACCUGCUGAUACUCAAAACUCAAAGGCUCUGGUUGAAGAUAAAGCUCUAGAAGAUUCAAGAGAUGCAUCUCCAGUUUCAAGCAGUGCUUCAUGUAAUGAGAUAACCAUAAGAAUAUUUGGUGAUUCUAACAAGACCAAAAAGAUAUAUCCAAUUGAAGAAGAAAAGAAUUUAGAACUGAUUACUAAAGAAUUAGAAGAUACAAAGGUAAGAGUUCAGAAUUUAGCCACCCAAAAUCGACUAUUAUUAGAAAAAUUAGAGAGGUCAGCAAACCUAGAAGUUGAUGAUAUUUUUGUAUCACUACGCUAUGAAAGAGACACCCUUUCUGACCAAGUUGUAAAUUAUGAAAAAGAUAUGCAAGUUAUUUUGGCCGAUUUAGAAUCAGUACAAAGUGAGUUAAAUGCAGCAAAUUCACAGAUCUUGAAUUUUGAGAACCAAAGAGCUAUGGUUCAGGAUCACAAAAAGGGCAAUGUCAAUGAAGAAACAUUGAUUGAAAAAUUAACUGAAUUGGAUGAACUGAAGGAAAGAAAUAUGGAAUUAACUCAAGAAAUUCAUGCAUUGAAUGAAAAUAAUAUUGCCCUAAAAUGUCAGUUGGAAGAAUCUCUUGAAAGAUUAAAGCCACUAGAAACAAAAAUUUCUGAACUCAAUAUAUUAAUUGAGGAUAAAGAUAAUAUCAUAAAUGUCUCAAAUGAAAAAGCUGAAAAUUGGAAAACACGUUUUAAUGAACUAACUCUAUCAGCUAAAAAUAAUGACAAUGAAGACUUGAUCAACCUACAAAAACAAGUAGAAGAGAAGAGUAAAGAGAAUGAGGAAUUAUCUGACCGUUUCAACAGAUUAAAGAAACAAGCUAAUGAGAGGUUACAUGCGUCAAAAGUAGCUCAAAAUAACUUAACUGAACAGUCUAACGAGUUGAAAGCUCGCAAUACUGAUUUGGAAAGGAAUUUAAGUGAACAGAUGGAGAGAUUCAAAGAAUUAGAGAAUUCAAUAUCUCUAAAAGAUCAAGAACUGGGAUCCAUUGGUGAUUUAAAGGAACAACUUGCUAAUGCUUUAGAUAAGUCAAAGAAAUUUGAAGAGGAAUUAAUAAAAACAGUCAGUGAAUCAGAAUCUUUAGUUAGUGAUCUGAAGAAUGAAAUAGAGUCAUUGAAUGAAAAAUUGAAGUCAAAAGAAUCUUCAGUAGGUCUACAAGAAUCGGAAAUCGAGAAUGCUAAGAAAAUAUUAAUAGCAGAAUUAGAAGAAAAAUUAAAUAAAACAAAGAGCGAGCUGGAUUUAAAACAUAAAGAAGAGUUGAAGGUUUUAAAAACUGAAUACGAAGGCGACAUUCAAAAGCGUGUUGCAGAGGCAGAGGAGGCAUUGAAACGCAAGAUCAGAUUACCAUCGGAGGAGAAGAUAAAUACGAUUAUUGAAUCAAAAGUAGCUGACUUAGAAGAAGAUUACAAGAAGAAGCUUGAAACAGUUUCUGCUGAGAGUACGGAUAUUGAAAAGAUAAAGCAGGAAUUUGAAGACAAUUUAGUGAAUGCCAAAAAGAAAGCAUUCGAAGAAGGUAAACAACAGGCUAGUAUGAAAACUAAAUUUCUAGAGAAUAAAAUUGCCAAACUCGAAUCUCAACUUCAAAAUAAUGAAUCUGACGUUACUGAUAAAGAAGCAGAAGUUAAAACAACAGAUAAUGAAAAGAGUAAUCCAGAAUUGGAUAAGCAAGAAGCAAAGCCAUCAUUUACAUUCUCACCUCCACCUAAUUCAAAUCCGUUUACUACAACUCAGGACACCGACUCUCCAGUAUCAGUGUUCGGAAUCAAGCCUACAUUUUCACUUGGAGCCAAUCCAUUUAAGAUAUCACCUGUAGCUCCAUCUUUCCAAACUGCAAGAGCUGAUUCUUCUCAAGAAAGUAAAUCUGAUGAUAGCAACAGUAAUUCAGAAUCUCCAAAACGUCAUUCUGAAGACGAAAAUGAACAAGAUCUAAAAAAGUUCAAACCAAAUUAA
Molecule: messenger RNA, 3966 nt
Organism: Vanderwaltozyma polyspora DSM 70294
Lineage: Eukaryota; Fungi; Ascomycota; Saccharomycetes; Saccharomycetales; Saccharomycetaceae
Gene: MLP2
Product: Mlp2p
Exons: 1
Coding region: 1-3966 (1321 amino acids)
Biological process (GO): mRNA export from nucleus
Cellular component (GO): nuclear pore
Molecular function (GO): structural constituent of nuclear pore
Source: RefSeq, a predicted model, not a curated record